Molecule: messenger RNA, 1050 nt
Organism: Prorocentrum cordatum
Lineage: Eukaryota; Dinophyceae; Prorocentrales; Prorocentraceae
Source: the annotation of a GenBank genome assembly
AUGCUCGUCUCGACCCAGAUCCUGGGCAGCGAGGCUGCGCAGCGGCCCACGAGCCCCAGCACCAUGGCCAGGGCCGCAGGCCCAGACUACCGCGGAGCCGUGCAGGAUGCCUGGGACGGCGCUGGCCCGACACAGGGUGCUGCCAGCCAUCCGAGCAGUCCGCGCCGCGCCGCUGGGCACCGCGGCGACAUGCGGGCGCUGGCGCUGCGGGACACGGCGGGCAUCUUGCGGGAGGCCGAGGAGCUCGUGAGCCAGAAGGCGCCCGAGGACAAGUGCGCCCGUGUCGCCGCCCAGCUGUGCGCCAGGGCGUACGAUGUGGAGCCCCCCACAGUCCUCCGCAUGUGCCGCGCGCUGGGCACCGCGGCGCGCGGCGAGGGCGUGCGGACGGCCAGCGUGCGCCAGGAGCUGCUGCGAGCCGCCGACACGCUCCUGCAGUCCCUGACGAUGCGGUUGCGGGAGGUGCAGGGCGUCGCCCUGCUGGCGGAGGUUGUUGAGACCAUGGCGGAGGUCGAGGUGGGCACGCAGGUGUUCUUUGACAUGGUGAUGGCGCUGGUACUCGCGAAGCACCACUGCGAUUGCCAGGCGCUCUCUCUGCCCGUGGUCCUAAGGCUCGCCUCCGCCGUGGGGCGCGCGGCGGCAUCGCGGCUGAGGUUGAGGCCACGUGGCAACGGGGGCCCGGGUACCUCGACCAACAUGCGGGUCAUGGAGAUCAUCCAGCAGCGCAUUGCCAGCAAGAUCGACGAGUGCGGAGCGGAGGACAUCGCCCGGCUCGAUGACCACUUCCUCGCGCGCCUCUGCGGCGAGGCUGAACGACGCGCCAUUCUCGUCAGGGCGGCCGACCUGAAUGCUGGCUUCUGCGGGGACUCGAAGCGGUACCUCCCCGACCUCGUCCGCCUGCAGCAGUCCGUCCGCAGGGAGUGCCCAGAGGGCUUCUUGUGGUCGCUCCCGCGCCACGUGCGCGACUACCUGGAGCAGCUGCGGCUGCUCGGCCUCCAGGAGACCGCCCCUUGGGCGGCUGGUCUGGCCUGCUCACCGCGCUGGCAGGCCUGA